Molecule: messenger RNA, 2443 nt
Organism: Blastocystis hominis
Lineage: Eukaryota; Bigyra; Opalinata; Blastocystidae
Exons: 1
Coding region: 1-2424 (807 amino acids)
Source: RefSeq, a predicted model, not a curated record
AUGCUUUGUGGAGCUAGAAAACCAAAGAUGUGUGCGAGGUCUAUUGUUUCUAAUCUUGUACCAAGAAGGAUAAAAUUAGGAGCUUGUAAUAGGAGCAUGGGCUCUGAGUGUAUGUCUGAUGCAGUCGAUUAUUGUUCUAUGCCAACGCCUCCUCCGAUGGCCGCUCCACGAAUGCGUCGAAUGGAUGCCAUGCCAUCUCAUCGAUUCAUUGCUCAGUCGGCUGAUCGAAUGGAAGACAUUGACACUUACAAAAAGAAGAAGAGUGUAGAACAUCACUACGAACGAUUAGAGAAAACGAAGGAGUAUCAGGAGGGAUAUUAUUAUCAAAGCACUGAAAUGUUUUCUCCUGUGAAUCUUGUUCCUAAUUCAGCGUUCUGGGCGUCCUUUGCCCAUCAUUUGCGCAGCGGCUCGUCUUCUCCCUUCCUCUCCAAAGACUUCAUUCUCUGCACUCACUCUGUUUCGGAAGUAUUAUUCUGCCUGUCUGUGCUGGGGAUUCAGAGUGAAGAAGCCGCCUAUCACCUACAGAAAUCGCAGUUAGUCACGAACUCGCCCGUGUUCGUGUUCCACAAAAUGCUGAAGGAGGGAACGAAGCCUGCGGAUUGUCCUCUCAUGGUGCUGACCAAGUACAUCGAUAACAGCAAUCACUGGAAGACAGUGAACGGGAAGAAAGUGGAGCGUUUUAUGGAAACCAACGAGUUCGUCGCGGGAGUUUCGUACACCUGCAUGAUUGUCAUUACGAAUGUGGCGCCCAUCCAGCAAGUCGUGGAGGUCAUGUAUCAGAUUCCGCGGGGAUCGUACCCUCUAUCCAAUCUCAAGUCUUUGGUGAACGAGGUGAAGACAAUCGAUGCCUUCAGCACCUGCACGUUGAGUUAUUCGUUCUAUUUCCCGAAGGUGGGAGACUUUGAGCAUCUUCCAGCGCACAUCAUCGAUUCAACGAAGGCGACCAUCCUCGCUGUCGCUUCUCCUUCCUUCACGACGCUCCACUGCGUGAAGGAGGCGAAGACGCUGGAUGUCACUUCGUGGAAAGAUGUGGCGCUCAACGCUUCGGAGGACGUUCUGCUUGAUUACAUUCGAUCACAUGAUGUGCAGGAGCUGGAAUGGAAGUAUGUGUUGGGCAGACUGUCCAAUGCUUCGUUCUUUACGAAGCUGGUUGCCGAGCUGCGUCAAAUUCGAUUCUAUAACGAGGAUAUCUGGAAGUUCGGAGUGAAACACCGCGAUCUGCAGUCCACGAAGGAUCUUGUGGGAAUGAGAAUGAGGAAGCGUGUUGGACUGGCAUUCUCUUCGCCGAUGCUCACGAUCGAUUCAGCGGCUGAGGGACUCUUCAAUAUUCGCGAGUACAAACCCUACGUGAAUAAUCGUUGUUUCCGCUUAGGAGAGAGCAUGAACAUUCCGAACGACAAGCUAAAGAAGCAAUACGAGCUUUUCUUGAAGUAUCUGAUGCAAAAGAAGCCCACGUGCAAUGAUUACGCGUUGUUGGUGUAUUAUUUGAUUCUUCAGGAUCGUGUGAUGACCGCCCUUUCUGUGUUUAAACAGUUCGUCUGUGAAGAGCGAGAAGGCCGCUUUGUUCCGCGCGCAGACUGCGUUUGCAACGUCCAGGUCGAUUAUAUGAUCGCGUAUUUCGAUUGUUUCACGGAGAGUUUGACGCAGGCUCGCGAGAUCUGUGCUCGCUAUGAGUCCUAUCCAGUUCUGUACUGGCGAAAUCUUUUCAGCAACAUUUCUUCGAUGGUGAAGAGCGUGGAUGGAACAAUGGAUAUCGAGAAGACCUUCGAAAUCAGGGAUGAAUCGGACCUUGCUCGCGAUGAAUUCAAAUCGAAACGAUCGCAAAUGAAUAUGGACAGUUCGCUCGAAGUGUCAUCCACGAAUCAGGUGAUUACGCUGCACUACUACAAUCUACGCGAGGCAGACAUCAAUCUCUACGAGCUGGAUGUGGAGUUGCUCUUCAGUCUGAAUCCCUUCGUGUUCAACAAGUCUUCGUCGCUCUUCAUUCGUCCCAACUACACGCAGCAUGUCCAGCUGCCUCCUGAAGUCGAUGGCGUGGGCGAGUUUUGCUACACGCUUCCGAAAGAAUACCAGGAGAAGAAUGUUUUGGUGGAAGUACGGAACGGAACGCUGCGCGAAGCCUGCUAUUCGCUGAACAAUUCGCUGCUUGUGGCGCUGUCUGUGAAGUCUGGACAGCUGCGAGUGAUGGAUAAGAAGACGCAUGCGGGCAUUCCGUGCUGCUAUGUGAAGGUGUACGCGGAGACGAAUAGUGGAGAAAACAAGUUCUUGAAGGAUGGAUUCACGGAUAUCAGUGGCUGUUUUGAUUAUUAUUCGGUGAGUACGGAGGUGGCCGAACAAGCAAAGAAACUGGCGAUUUUUGUGGAUAAAGAGGGGUAUGGAUCGUGUAUUCGGGAAGCUUUGCCUCCCAUUUCUGCUGCGCAUUAGAGAGUAUGUGUGAGAAGUG